AUGUCAAUCCUCACAAUUUCGAAGCUUGCAGAUGAACUCUUUCUGCAACCCAUCGUAAUAUCCCUGAACAGCUUGGCCCUGUCAACACUUAUGUCCUAUGUCAUGUCCGUCAAUGGAAGCAUCGACUGGAGACCGAUAACCAUCUGUGUCACCUCAGAUAUCCUUGCCAUAGGUGCUGACCAUCUUAAAGAUAAAGAAGAGGAAUUUUCGUCGGAUCGCAAUGACGCCAACGACCCACGCCUCACCUCUUGGUUUAUAUAUGCACGAACCUUCCUCACAGCCAGCGCUGUGCUCCUUGCAUUGGCCCUAUCUCAGUGUCCAAUUUCGACGCACCUCACCACGGCAUCGUUCGUCGUUCCUGCCUUGCUCUGGACCACUCCGAUUAGUUUCAAGAAGUUUUGGCUGAUCACGAGGCGUCUCCUCGGGAGGUUUGGCGGAGACGAGCAUCGGCCUGCUACUACAUCUGCGCCUGUCCUGGUCAUUAAACGCAUCCCUGGCAUGAAAUCCAUUUUUAAUGGCAUCAUUCGAGGAUGUGGCAUCUACACUGUUGUCUUCUCCGUGUUGUCAGGAUCGGGCAAUCUGACUAACACGCUGCCACCUCCGUGGAGUAUUGUUCAACUAAUAGUCUGGUCAACCGUCAACCGCUCAUGCCACGCAACCAUGACUGAUGUCCGUGAUUUCGAAGACGAUAUGAAGGCCGGCGUCCCCACUAUACCCGUCCUUCUCGGUUCCAUACUCAAAACGAAGGUUAUAUUAACGACUUGUCAUAUGUUGGUUAUGUUGGCCUUUAUCGAAAACACGUACAUUAUGGGAAGCUGUCUAUUUGCCGUAGCUCUGGUGUGGAUGCUCGGCAAAAACUCUCCGAAAAAGGCGUUCUUGUUUAGUUCUCAUUCGCAGUCCUUGUUUAUUAUCUGGUAUUUGUUGACGAGGCAUAUUUAG
Molecule: messenger RNA, 939 nt
Organism: Suillus subalutaceus
Lineage: Eukaryota; Fungi; Basidiomycota; Agaricomycetes; Boletales; Suillaceae
Exons: 4
Coding region: 1-939 (312 amino acids)
Cellular component (GO): membrane
Molecular function (GO): transferase activity, transferring alkyl or aryl (other than methyl) groups
Source: RefSeq, a predicted model, not a curated record